UUAAAGAGGAUCCAGUCACAUAAAGGAGUUAUUGGAACUAUUGUCGUAAAUGCAGAAGGCAUCCCAAUCAGAACCACUCUUGACAACUCAACUACAGUACAAUACGCUGGUCUCCUUCAUCAGCUCAUGAUAAAAGCAAAAAGCACAGUGAGAGUUAUCGAUCCCCAGACUGAUCUAACCUUUCUCGGGAUUAGAUCAAAGAACCAUGAAAUCAUGGUUGCCCCAGAUAAGGAAUAUCUUCUGAUUGUUAUCCAAAAUACUUGUGAAUAGACCAUCCACACCAAUUUUAUGAGAACUGUGCUACAAUUUUAAAAUAACAUUU
Podarcis raffonei (Aeolian wall lizard) is the source of this 322-nucleotide messenger RNA. RefSeq names its product dynein light chain roadblock-type 2-like. Gene Ontology annotation, molecular function: dynein intermediate chain binding. The record is from RefSeq and is a predicted model, not a curated record. Gene Ontology annotation, cellular component: cytoplasmic dynein complex; cytoplasm; centrosome. Gene Ontology annotation, biological process: microtubule-based movement. The annotation marks the transcript as partial. The transcript has a single exon. Lineage: Eukaryota; Metazoa; Chordata; Lepidosauria; Squamata; Lacertidae.